CCGCGCAAAAUGUUUUUGUUAAAGAUUUGUUGAUUUUAAAUACUAAAGCUGUGAUACUGAUUAGUCUGAUUAAUAAACAGUUUUGAUUAUAUUUUUAUUAUUUUAAUUAAGUUUUGCCAUAUGGAUCCACCAUCUGAGCUGUCUGCUGAACAAACACAGUCUGAAGCAGAUAGAUUAUCCGAAGCUGAAACCGAAGGAGAAGAAGAAAAGGAUAAUCCGUUCUCAUCACCUCGUGAAGUUUAUGGUCGUUUAAUUGAAAUUGUCAAUAAUGAGUGUUUGGUCGAAGAGAUGUUACCAUUUGAGGAGACUGUCCUGGAAUGUAUUCUUGAACAGAUGAGAUAUAUGUCUGAAGGGUUACAACGUGUUGGCUCUAAAUUAGGAAGUUUCGUUGUUGAACAACAUAAAAUUGAACUUGGUCGCUUUGCCUUUCUUGUUAACAAAUAUUAUCGAACACGAUUAAAUAAAUUGGAAUCGAGGUGCAACGAGUUUGUUCGUCUUCUUCGCAAUGAUCCUAAACAAGCUUUCGUCUUACUUUCACCAUUGGAGGUUAAAUAUCUUGAUAACUAUGUUACCUCGAUUGAUACUUACCUAGAUGAGGUAAUCCUCAAUCAGAUGCCUGCCAAUUUGAAAAAUUUCAAGAUUGGUAAUAUUCCCGAAAACACUUCCUCCGGUGAUCAUGAAUAUGUUUUCGUCAAAUGCAAUGCAUCAACAUCCGUGACUAUCGAGGAUCCUAUUGCUGGUCAGGAAAUUGUCCACAUGAAUGAAAAUGAACAAUACUUUCUACCUUUCAGCGCGAUCAAGCCACACUUUUCAAAAGGAUCGGACAAUCUUCAUAUACUGUGAUUUAUUCUGUCUAUAUAAACAUAGAUAAAAAUAUCGAGAAACAAAUGAUCAUUGAAAUUUUCCGAUUGAUUAAGAAUUCUCAGUUUCUAACAUAACUGUUGUAUGAUAAUGAUUAUAAUGUUACGGACAAUACAAUUUAAAUUUUGAUUACUUAAAAUGAAGUUUACAAGUUUUAGUA
Tetranychus urticae (two-spotted spider mite) is the source of this 1021-nucleotide messenger RNA. It is a transcript of the gene Sld5, whose product is annotated as DNA replication complex GINS protein Sld5. The record is from RefSeq and is a predicted model, not a curated record. Gene Ontology annotation, biological process: DNA-templated DNA replication; double-strand break repair via break-induced replication. Lineage: Eukaryota; Metazoa; Arthropoda; Arachnida; Trombidiformes; Tetranychidae. Gene Ontology annotation, cellular component: GINS complex.